UCAUGAGUUGACUAUCACUCACAGGAAAUUUAGCUCUGCCUUUCUUCUUGGAGCCUCUUACAGAAUACAGACCAGAAAAGCCAACUUGUCCCCAGCAAUUGGUGGAUCAAUUACCUUCACCAGAAUCUCUUCAGGGUAGAGACAGAAAUCACUCAAGGACAUAUUUUAACAGAGAACAUACUCUAUAUACUCCCAAGAUGAGUGAGCAGGAGGUCACUUAUUCAACUGUGAGAUUUCACAAGUCUUCAGGGUUGCAGAACCAAGUGAUGCCUGAGGAGACUCAAGGACCUGGAGAAGCUGGCCACAGAGAGUGCUCUGUCCCCUGGCAGCUCAUUGGGAUAGCUCUCGGAAUCCUCUGUUCCCUUCUGCUUGUAACUGUUGCAGUGUUGGUGACACACAUUUUUCAGCAUAGUCAAGAAAACCAUGAACUACAGGAAACUCUAAACCGCCCCCAUAACUGCAGCAACAUGCAAAGUGACAUCGACUUAAAGGAAGAAAUGCGGAGAAAUAAGUCUAUAGAGUGUGGUCCAGGCAAUGAUCUUCUGGAAUCCCUCCACAGAGAACAGAACAGAUGGUACAGAGAAACCAAGGCUGUUUUACAUUCCUUGCAGCAAACAGGCAGUGGAAUACACUGGUUCUGCUAUGGUAUAAAAUGUUAUUAUUUCGUCAUGGGCAAUAAAACAUGGGACAGAUGUAAACAGACCUGCCAGGACUCCAGCUUAUCCCUUCUGAAGAUAGAUGAUGAGGAUGAACUGGUACUGCAGUCACUGACUUCUCUAAGGAGAAUUUUUGAAAUCAUGACUUAUUUCUGUGAAUAUACAAAAUUCACCACUUGCACAUUGUUGUUCUUGUUUUUCAGUGACUUGAACAAAAGGAAAUUCAAUGAAAAGCACGGAAAGUGUUUCUUCUUAUCUAAAACAAGACUAAGCAAUAUUGACUGUGGUAAUUCAUACAGCUGUAUUUGUGGGAAGAGACUGGAUUCCCUCAGUGACUUGCCAAUAUGUGUUAAGGUAAAACCUGAAAUGUUCUGA
Messenger RNA from Mastomys coucha (southern multimammate mouse), 1031 nucleotides. Its product is annotated as killer cell lectin-like receptor 5. Bases 198 to 1031 code for a protein of 277 amino acids. The transcript is spliced from 7 exons. Lineage: Eukaryota; Metazoa; Chordata; Mammalia; Rodentia; Muridae. The record is from RefSeq and is a predicted model, not a curated record.